UGACUUUUUCCCUUGCCUCACUCUCUAAUAUGGCCUCAAAAAGUUGAAUCCCCAAGGAUAUAUCGGGAUUGGAUCGCUGCCGCAACAUGAUACUAUAAUCCUUAUUCUUUUACCUUGUUUUUAUUCAUCGCAAUUAGUCACAAUAGUAACAAAUUCGUGAAUAUGAUGUACCCAAAACACAUUUACGGUUGUAAUUUAGUUUGGAAUUAAUAGGGGUUUAAUUAAGGAGCCAUCAAGAUCAGGUGAAAUUUAUAUAUAAUUGACUAAAGAGAGAGGUUGGUUAGAACUUCACAUCUAAGCUUUGAAUAGCAGCAACUUGGGUUGAAGUAGCGUAGUUAAUUGAAGAGCCAACUUGGAAUGCACGUCAUGCAUAGGUAGGCCCUUCCUUUUGGUUAAUUUCUUCAAUCGAAAAGCUUUGCCCUGCAGUUAUACUUUGCCCUUAACACCCCAAAUUUUAGCCUAUAUAACCACCUAAACCAUUUCAUCCAUUUGAUCUCUCUCUCUCUCUCUCUCUCUCUCUCUCUCUCUCUCUCUUAAAAGACAGAAAACUAAGAUAGCUAAAAACUAUAUAGCUCUACCUUCGGUGUAGUUUUUAAUUUCUAUAUGAUUUCCUUUCAAGCCCCCCUCUCCCCUCCAGAUAUGAUCGGAAAGACAAUCCCAGAGUUCGACAAUUCCUCCAAGAAGAGAAAGUUGGAAGAAGAUUCACAAGGUGAUCAUGAAGAAACUUCUGAGAAGCGAUCUAAAGCUGAAAGCAUAAAAUCGGUGUUCGAUAUGGAGCUACACCUCGAGACUCCAUUACCUUUGGAGUGGCAAAGAUGUUUAGACAUUCAGUCAGGGCAGAUACACUUUUACAAUACAAGGACCCAUACGAGAACAUCAAAGGAUCCAAGGAGAAGCCCUGAACCCCCAAGCCCCGUUCACAUGAGCUUAGACCUUGAGCUAAACCUACCAUGCGAUUCAUCAGUAAGGAAAGUUGAUGCAACAGAUCACCAAUUAUUCAACAAGCACAACUCCAUCGGCCCCACGAGGGCCAGUUCAGUUGAUAAGAAGAUCAACUCAUCGGGAGGAUUAACUCGCAACCUUUCGUGGUUGGCAGUGGAGGAGAAUGAUCAGCAAGAGCAAGAGAUGGUAGCAACAGUGUGCAUGAGAUGCCACAUGUUGGUGAUGCUUUGCAAGUCAUCACCUGCAUGCCCUAACUGCAAAUUCAUGCACCCACCAGACCAAGGCCCUCCGAAACUAUUCAAGCAGGGGCUUAGCCUCUUGUGCUAGUAAGGACAAUCAAGUUUUUUAUGUUUAGGAUAACAAAUCCACCCCAACGUGUUUUGAUUAAAUCUGUAUUUCUUAAUUCGUCUUGAAAAGCUAAAUAGUGGUGCUUUAAAGGUUUUAGCUGAUUUUUAUAUAUAUACAUAUAUUUAUAUUUAAGCAUCUUCAUCUCCAAUGAAAAAAAAGCCUACUGAGGGUCAUAUAGAGAGAACCGAAACUAACAUACAUAGUACUGACUUGUAUGAUGUAGAAAUAUAUUAUAUAUGUAUGAUAAUGGUUUAUUUUCUAGUAUUGUUUGAGCAAUCGGAUGUUAUAGUAAGAAAA
Messenger RNA from Gossypium arboreum, 1587 nucleotides. RefSeq lists its product as uncharacterized. The transcript is spliced from 2 exons. Gene Ontology annotation, molecular function: protein binding. The record is from RefSeq and is a predicted model, not a curated record. Bases 604 to 1269 code for a protein of 221 amino acids. NCBI's taxonomy places the organism in Eukaryota, Viridiplantae, Streptophyta, Magnoliopsida, Malvales, Malvaceae.